Messenger RNA from Mytilus trossulus (common blue mussel), 3396 nucleotides. RefSeq lists its product as uncharacterized. Gene Ontology annotation, molecular function: transcription cis-regulatory region binding; protein binding. NCBI's taxonomy places the organism in Eukaryota, Metazoa, Mollusca, Bivalvia, Mytilida, Mytilidae. The transcript has 7 exons. The record is from RefSeq and is a predicted model, not a curated record. Gene Ontology annotation, cellular component: nucleus. The coding region runs from base 1 to 3396 and encodes 1131 amino acids. Gene Ontology annotation, biological process: positive regulation of transcription by RNA polymerase II.
AUGACCUCGAUUUCACAACUUACAGAAGAAGAAAGAAACUUCACCAAAUUUGUCUUGCUGAACUUUAAAGUAUCACCUGAUAUUGCCAGACGAUUCUUUGACGGAGUAAUUCGGCCAACACAAUUGGCUAAAAUUGUCAAUAGUAAUAUACAUGCAAUCAUCAAUUUACAAAAAUCAAAACGAAUUAAUGUGACUCAGUUGAAAAUACUAAGAGAUGUUCCUGGAACGGUAUGGCCAUCAUAUCUUCCUCCGAUGCCCAUGGGAACAAAAGCUACAUCUUCCAUGGACUUUGAUAUAUCACUAAUGGUAUGUCUGCUGCGUAAUCUAGGAGGUUUAUUAACACCCUCCAAUGGUUGGGAUCACCUUCCACAUCCGAACGAUAUGUUACCUGGAGCUCACUUGGCAACACUGAAGUGGUACAGAAAUCAGUUGGCUCAUGCAACAGUUACUUCUAUGGAUACACAUGAAUUUACAGACAAAUGGGUUUGUGUGGAAAAGGCAUUGACAUCUUUAAAUAAUGGUCAAAGACCACAUGAAGUGACCGAUAUCUUAGAUCUUGAUCUUGACGGAGAAAUAGCAAAAACAGUUGCAAAUGCAGAACUGAAUCAGAUUAAAAAGGAAUACCUUGAUUGUGAAAAAGAAAAGGAACAGAUAGAAAGUGAUUUCUCCUUUUACAGAGAAGGGAAUCUUCCUAAAAACAUCGCAGAAACGAAUGUAACUUUGUUAGAUGCAUGGCGGAUAGAGGACAACAUCUUUUACGAAACAAAGGGAUCAAAACUUGUUUAUGCCAAAGUUAAGGAUUUUGGUUGUAUUUUGGUGACAUCAAAUUCAGGAUUAGGCAAGACGGCCAUCAUCCGUCACAUCGCAUUGAAACUGCAUUCAGAAGGAUUUGAAAUUGUUCCCGUAGAGUCCCCUGAGGAUAUUAUCAAAUACAAAACAAAACAAAAACAAGUUUUCCUUAUUGAUGAUGUCCUUGGAAAAUACGAUUUAAGUCUGACACUGUUGGAGAAAUGGGAAAGAAUAAACGAAAAGCUGACUAGAUGCUUAGGGUCUGAAUUAGGUUCAAACAAAGUUUUAUGUACAACGAGAUUACAAAUAGCACUCAACACAAGAUUUACGAAUGCUUCGACAAUUUUAAACCAGGUAAUCGUUAAUUUAGAGGAAGGGUCUAGUGCACUCUCAAAGGAGGAAAAACGAAGAAUAUUAUUAAAACACCUAAACCGAAGUAGCAAAGAGAAGGAAAUGAAACCAGAAGAAAUUGAAAUUCUGUGUCAAACAAAAUAUGCAUUUCCGCUUCUUUGCAAAUUAGUUUCAACUAAUGAGGAAAGAUUCAGAAACAGAAUCGCAUUCUUUAGGCAACCCAUAUCCCUCUUGAAUGAGGAACUUAAUAAAAUGAGUAACGAAAAUAAGAGUCUGUAUUGCUCAUUGGUGCUAUGUAUGUUGUAUAAUGGUACAUUAAGUAGAAGUAUAUUUGACUUUGACUUGCGUAAAUGUGAUGAGAAAAUCUACAAAAUAAUGCAACAUUGCGGGCUGCAAAGAAACACGCCUAAGAAAGAACUUUGGGAUAGCGUUCUAUGUGCUGUAGGAUCUUAUUUCACCCAGGAGAGUGACAAUAUCCGGUUUAUUCACGAUGCUUUGGAAGAGACUGUUGGUCAUCAUUUCUGUUCGUUUAAUCCAAAAGUAAUGUUUUCAGAGUGUGAUAUCUUGUUUAUAAGAGAUCGAGUCCGAGUUCAUUCCAAUAAAAAUGGAAAUGAAAAUAAGGAUGAAAAUAUUGUGAUUAUUCAGGAAGAUGACCUGAAUAAGGAUCAUCUUAAACCAUUAUAUAAUAGACUAUUUAAAGAAUUGAAAAGUGGAAGAUUUUCAAGUCUGUUGAUGAGCCACCUUUUUAAGAAUAGAAACUUCAUCUGUAUAUUUGGAACUAUUAUUGACAAUAGUGGAAGAAUGCGUUUACAUACUUUGUUGAUAAAGGUAUGUUCUGAAAGGUUACAAAGAGACCAGUCAAUCCUCGAAAAGGCUAUAGAGUGUUUUUCCAGUUAUAGGGACCAGUCAGCUGUAGGAAGAAAGGUAGAAAAAAUAUUUUCAUCCAACAAAGAAUUUCAAGAUAACAGUGAUGCAAUUAGUCGAAAUGUAGAGGCAAUAUGGUCCAGAAGUACACUCAUGUACUGGAUUGUAGCUUUUGGCUGUUAUGAGUUCUUUCAUUAUGUAUGGAACAAGAUUACUACUUUAGAGCGUAAAUGGUUACUGACUAGAGAUAUUUUUUACCAACCCUCAGUAAAGUCAUUCUUUCCCCUAGCUGUUCUAGGCGGUAGCAUAGAUAUUGUUACAGAAUUAAUUUCUUCUGGUGCCGAUGUUAACUGCUUUUCGGAAUUUUGGGAAACAUCUUUAUAUAUAGCAGUUAGGACGGGUCAAUAUGAUAUGGCUCACUUACUGGUGAGAAAUGGAGCAAAGGUAAACCUGAGAGGAUGGUAUGCAGUAAAGACUCCAGUUUUGGUUACAGGAAGCAAAAACAGAUUUACUAGUUUGCUACUUCAGUAUGAUUUAAACCAGACCGAACUCCAUAUUGCAGUACGACAAAACGAAUUAAAAAAGUUGAGAUCAAAUAUUACAUCAGAGAAUAUUGAUUCUAGAACUGAGAGUGGAUGGACAGCUCUUCAUUAUGCUGUAAUAUUGAAUAACGUAGAGGCUGUUAUGACUUUAUUCCAGGAAGUAUUGUUCCAAGACGAUGAUUCUCAUUUUGACUCUAACUUUGUUCAAGAUAACGAAGGAGAAAUAAUGAACAGAAAGCCGACACCAAAAGUAAACAUAGUUGACAAUAACGGACUUACUGCUGUCCAUCUAGCAGUUAUAAACAAUAAUAUCAAAAUACUAUCCCUUCUGCUUCGUAAUAAAGCUAAAGUGGUGGUUAGUGAUGAUUUCGAUAGAACCCCUUUACAUUACACGAAGAGUGAUCGUGUAACAAAAUUAUUGCUUUCGCGUGGAUUUCAGAACAACUGUUUAGGCAAUAAUCGAAGCACCGAAGAUGGGAAUUUGUAUAACAGAAAACCUCUGUCAGCUUUCAGGACCGUAUUUUCUAAUAUUACUCUACAUACUAGACUCGGAGUUAUAUGUCGGGACUUUGUAAACACGCCAGACAAGGAGGUCAAAUUGGCAACACAAAGCAUUCAAGUGCAGAAGGUCGAAAAAGAGGAAGAAGAGGGAGUGGAACAAGUUAGAUACAGAUUAAAGAGAUCAAGCAAUGAUUCCAAAGGAUCAAAUGAUUCAAAUUCAAGUAACAGAACUAGUGAAAGAAAAUCUAAACUGUUUGGCACGAGCUCAAAACAGAGCGAGAUUCGAAAGGAUACAUGUGUAGCUGCUCUGGACAUUGGAACUACAUUCUCAGGGUAUGCCACAGAUUAA